AUGUUUGGUAAAUCGGCAACCAUUACUGAUGACACAUAUUCAUUUCCUCCCGUUCUUAAAAGCUUUCUUAACAAAGAUUCUUCUGCAAAAUCGGUCUCUUCAGACCGUAUACCACUUAUAACUGAUAUUCCUCCAAAUGAACCCUCAAGACAAACGACUUCUUCCACUUCCAUAUUCUCUCGCCCAUAUUUCAUGUUCUCUACUCCAUCUAACUCCGAACCCGAGUCAUUUCGUGGUCUUUCACGGAGUCACCGUUUCCUUUACUUUGGCAUUUCCGCCUUCUGCGCAUCUCUGUUUUUCUCUCUUGCUCUCAUUUUUAUUCCUCUUCUUGCUACUCCUUCUGGUCUCCGAAAAUUCGUCUUCAUGUAUAUUCUCGGGAACAUUGCUCUCAUGUUCGCAUUCGCGUUUGCUUAUGGCCCUUGGUCUUACAUUAAGGGAUUAGUGACAAAGGAUCGAAUUGUCUCAACAUUGGUUUACUUUUCGAGCCUUUUUCUUGGCAUUUACGGCGUGUUUUGGUGGCGAAGUACUCUUUGUGCGCUAUUGGCCAUCGGUAUUCAGGUUGGACUUGGCUUUUGGCAAUUGAAACAAUUUAUUUGGGGUGGAACUAAAGUUCUUUCUUUUAUGAGCAAAUUUUCUUCCCUCAGGCCUGGUGGCUCAGGCUCAACUUUGCCGGUUUAA
Rodentolepis nana is the source of this 678-nucleotide messenger RNA. NCBI's taxonomy places the organism in Eukaryota, Metazoa, Platyhelminthes, Cestoda, Cyclophyllidea, Hymenolepididae. The record is from the annotation of a GenBank genome assembly.